Messenger RNA from Hyaloscypha bicolor E, 1973 nucleotides. Its product is annotated as cytochrome P450. The coding region runs from base 318 to 1973 and encodes 551 amino acids. NCBI's taxonomy places the organism in Eukaryota, Fungi, Ascomycota, Leotiomycetes, Helotiales, Hyaloscyphaceae. Gene Ontology annotation, molecular function: oxidoreductase activity, acting on paired donors, with incorporation or reduction of molecular oxygen; heme binding; monooxygenase activity. The transcript is spliced from 3 exons. The record is from RefSeq and is a predicted model, not a curated record.
UACUUCUUAUGCAGCAACCAUCUAAUCAUUACCAGGCAGCAACAUUUCUCCUCGAUCUAUUUUCUUAGGUCCACACGACAAGUGUGGAUGCACCGGGUGAGCAGGAUCUGGCUCGACGUCACAAAAACGGGAUCCUACAGUUGUAGUAGCUCCAUGGGUGGAGGAGAGAAAGACGACCGAUGGGAAAUUUACCAUCGAGAAACAAAACGGUUUCCUCAUUGAUCAACUACGUCGCCAAGAGCCCGACCACGGUUCUAACUUCCUCUUUGGCAACCUCAAAACCUUUCUAGUCGACCCUGACAACGUCCAUUACCCCGAUGGAAGUUGGAUUCACGGAUGGGUUGCGGGCGCUUCUGCCUCGCAUCAUAUUAUACACGAUUCUCGGUACCUUGGUAGCAUGGCUGUAUCAUCUGAUGCGGCCCGCCCUGGAGGCGGCUCUCUCACGCGACUAUCGCAACUUCAGCUGGGUCAGCGGGGAGAGAGGGGUUGGGUCAUUUCUCAAGUCUACAUGGGAUGUUGCGUUCAAGUCCAAGGAGCUGUUCGCGGAAGUUCAUAGCAAAAUCCUCGGAGCCAACCAUGACAACAUCCAUCUGGUUCCUAUCCCGCAUUGUAGCACGGGGUUCAUGCUCAUGGUCCCGAAACAGCUGCUUAACGAAUACGUCCGCCAGCCUGAGAACGAUAUCUCUCUCAAGAGAUACACGUUACAGGCCCUCGUGCCAGACUACACGACGCUGGGCGGGCACAUCGUAGCACACCCGGUUUACAGGAGUGUUGUGCAUAAAGAGCUCUACCAGAAGCUCGCAGACAAGAUGGGCAUGGUAAACGAGGAAAUGACCGCGGCCCUCGACGACGCCGUCGCAUCAAAGGUCGGGGUAAAUGGCGAGGCCAAAAUCAACAUGUGGGAUACGUCAAACCGCAUUCUGAGCCGGUCUGCAAACCGCAUCAUCUCAGGCUAUCCUCUGUGUGAUAACCAAGAGUACGGUGAUGUCACGGCACAGUACGCUGCCACGUUCUUCGCGUCGGCCUUGUACGCCCGUUUCAUCCCCCCUUUUCUUCGCCCGCUGCUACUGCCUCUCCUGUGCCGGCCACUGAUGAGAUGUAUCAAGACAGCAGCCAAGCAUGCGACGCCCAUCAUCAAGGAACGGAUGGUCAUUAUCGAUGCUGCCGAGCAGAAGGGCAUCGAGCCGGAAUUGCCGGUGAGUACCAAAAAAUCGACUUCCACUAUAGAAGACAUUCAAGUUGACAGGAAAUAUUUUCAGAAUGACAUGUUGAGCGCGAUCAUCGUGGCGGCGAAAAAGGACAAUAAUUCAGAAGCUGAAUAUGACCCUAUGGUAAUCGUGGCCAGGAUGAUGGUUCUGAACUUUGUCCAGUCGUACACGAACCUCGUCACCAUGACAAACCUCGUGUUCGACCUCAUCUCGUUGCCGGAAGGUGACUUCGAGACCAUGGUGGCCGACCUACGUGCGGAGAUCAAGCGGGAAAUGGACAAGGGCGACGGCUUUUCUCACAACUUCUUUCAAAGACUCGACCUCAUGGAUUCGUUGAUCCGCGAAAGCAUGCGCUACAACCCCAUUGGCGAGACUGGCCUCGAACGAGCCGUCGAGAAGAAGGGUGGGUUUACCUUUUCCAAUGGAGUGCAUGUUCCGCAGGGCGCCCUGCUCGCAGCCCCGAUCAAGGCCUACCAACGCGACGAGGCGGCUUACCCGGGCGGCUUCAACCCGCGCCGCUCCAUAGAGAACCCGGAGCACCCCAAGAUGACUGACAUUUCCCCGGACUUUCUGAACUUUGGUCUCGGCCGAGGGGCGUGCCCGGGCCGGUUUUUUACGAGCAAUUUGAUCAAGCUGACGCUCACGCAUCUGCUUCUGGACUACGACUUUGUGCGACUGGAGAAGCGGCCGGAAAAUGUCCGCAAGGUUACGCUUGAUGAGCCCUGCGGCCGGCACUUCAUUACCUUGAAGAAAAGAGAUGUUUAG